AGGGCGGUAACAUCGUGUGUUCUGUCUGUGGUGCCCGCCGGUCGGUGCGUCGGACUCUGCUGCCUGUGCCACACAGUGUAUGCUGGGCUCCCCCCGGUCUGCGUAUGCGAGUGGGAUCCGCAUGCGGCGACUUGAGCUAGUCGUGGAAUGACAUAUGAAGAUGCUGGAGGCGGAGUACGACUGCGCGUGCCCCGGCCCGCCCCCGAAGUUCCAGCUGCCGCCCCCGCCUCUGCCGCCGCUGCUGCUGCAGGAGGCGGGCUGCAGCGCCGACCACGCGCUCUACUCCUGCGACGUCCUGCCGGUGCUGGACGCCGAGCUGCACAGCGGUCCCGGGAUCCCGCCCACGGCGAUGAUUGCGCUGUGUUCGGCUCUGCUGCUGGCCACGGUGCUCGCCGCCUCCGUCCUACUCUGCAGGUACCGCCGCAAGGUGCCGAACCUAGUGACGUCAUGCAAAGCGUCUCCGCAGAACAGGGUGUGCGACGUGUCGGCUGCCAACGAUGUCAUCUACGAAGACCUCACCAACAUCCGACCCAGGCCCUGCACGCAGCCCCUCCAGAUGCGGGACCUCAAGGAGAUGGUGGUGCACCAGGUGCAGUACCCAACCGGCAGCCAAGGUUGCGGAUCCUCCGUGUUCGUCUGCCCUGACCGCUAUAGCAGCGAGGGCGCCUGCACGCCCGUCUACCAGGAAAUAGGCCAAGGCCGGUGCGAGUCGGACCCGGACAGCGAGGCGGCCGCGGCCGCGGGGGCGGGCUCCGAGGACGACUUCGCGGAGGACGAGCUGAGCCUGGAGGACACGAACCCUCCGCGGCACCACCUGUCGCUGACGAUGCCGCAUGCGGUGCCCGUGCCGGCGCCGCACGCCGCCGCCGCCCCGCCGCCCUGGCUCGGAUCGCUGCUCAGGUACCACGCAGGCCCGCCCCCCACAGCGCCACCGCCUGCCGUGCCGCCGGUGGCGCCGUACGAGACGGUGCCGGUGCCCGGCUUCUCCAGCUUCCGGCCGGCGCCCGGCAAGGCGCUCACCAGCCACGACUCGGACUCGGGCUACAGCCACAACACGUCGGGCGGUAGGCGGGACGCUCACUCCGCCGUCUCCUAGCGACCGCGCUGAGACGUGCAGCGGUCUCCUAGCAACCGCGCGGGGACACCGCGCUGCCGUCUCCUAGUUACACGCCGCCCUUCUGACAAUGAGCAGUGACCCGUAACUGCGGCCGAUAAUCGACAAGCAGCCUCUGACAAGUGUACUCUUCCAAUGAUCUUGCAGUGUACGUAAAACGUGUUACGUGACAAUACAUGUCUUUUCCUUGUGCAACCAGCCACCACCAAACUAGAAGUAUCGAAGUAUCUACUGAAAUAAUAUUUCAGUGACUCAUGGUUUCAGGCUUCUUAUAAGACAGUCUACUCACCUGAUGACUCGUCGAAAUGCUGUGCAGAAAAACGCAGUUCUGUACUCGUUUCACGACGCAGAUCUAACAUGCAAAAACUUUCAGAUAUCGCAAUAAAUUUUAUAACUGUAUGUUAUAUUCAAAAGGAGUUUUGAGUGGGAGGAAUUUUACCUGUGUUAAGCAUAUGUGGUAAAUGCACAUGUAAUUUACUAUGACAAAAUUUAUAAAUGCCAGAGAAGACGCUCUCAGGUAUUUAAAAAUUCCAGAGCUCAUUACUGUCUUUCAGUCAAUCUAACUUUAAGGGAGUUUUGAAAUAUAUCUCCAUGGUGAAAUUCAUAAGUUUUCACAAGAGAUAAUAUAUUGUUGCAAAUAUGGUGGAGUUGACUGCCUUUGAAAGUAGGUUUCUGUUUUGUUUAAAUGGGGAUAACUGUAAUUUCACAUGUUUAAGGGAAGGCAUUAAUGCAACAUUGGAUAGCCGUGCGGGAUUAGCCGAGCGGUGUAAGGCAGUGCGGUCAUGGACUGUGUGGCUGGUCCCGGCGGAGGUUCGAGCCCUCCCUCGGGCAUGGGUGUGUGUGUUUGUCCUUAGGAUAGUUUAGG
This is a messenger RNA of Schistocerca americana (American grasshopper), 1979 nucleotides long. RefSeq lists its product as uncharacterized. The record is from RefSeq and is a predicted model, not a curated record. Lineage: Eukaryota; Metazoa; Arthropoda; Insecta; Orthoptera; Acrididae. The coding region runs from base 155 to 1096 and encodes 313 amino acids. The transcript has 7 exons.